AUGCCAGGUGCACAAUAUUAUGAUGGUAAAAAGUUAAAUAUUCCAAUUUCAAAAGAGGCUGCAGUUGAACUCAUUGAACGAUGGAUUCAUCAGGGAAUAAGCAGUAUGAUGGCUUGUAUUGCCACCCAACGCCUAAGCAAAUUAAACGAAUAUGAACGGAAUCGAGUGCAAAAGUGUUCACAAGCCGCUCAGGACAUUUACGAACAGGCAAGAUGUGUAGUCCGAGCCAUUGAUGCAAAACCGAAACAGAUGGAUCCUACAAGAAUUUCACAUAUGCAAAAGCUGCAAAAAUUAAUGGAUGGAAAACAGAAGAUAGUCGGUGCUAUAAUCCAAUCUGAAUCACAUCACAUCGAUUUCAAUCGAAGCAGGAAAAGGGAACAGGUGGAAUUCCGAACACGGCGAAGUGUAAUCAAUCGACACAGUUAUAAGUUACACACUGAAUACGAACAUUUGACACCUUUUGGUAUUCUCGGCAAAUACUUAUCGAAGAUGACAAGAAUUAUCAAAAAUAAGGACCCAAAUUCAUCAUGGAAGAAAACGAUGUAUGAAAUCGAAAGUUUAAAACGACGAGAACAAGAAAAAAAAGAUUUCGCUGAGCAAUUACAGAAACGAUUUCCAUUCAGUUUCAAAAAUGCGGAACCUAAACUAACACCAGAAGAAAAACUCUUAGCGAAAGAAUUACAUAUAUCGAAACAUCUUCUGCAAGGUUUGGAUAAAAACAAUGUGAAAACAAAAAAAACUUUGGAAAUUGUUCGACUCUUUCAACGAGCAGUUAAACUUGCGAUGGUUCUUAAUGGUGCCAACGGUACCAAAUUAGAAAAUAAGACACUCAGAUUUGGUUCACCGCGUCUGUUAUCAUUGGUACCUGACAAUGUUAAUGAUCAGAUUAGCAUCUUAUCUCCAUCGCUGUUCAGCAUGCAUGAUAAAGGCAAAGGCUUAGAAGCAUUAACCAGCAUUCCGGAAUUGCUGAAAGUUGCCGGUAAUAAGGAUUACGAGGAAUGGCUAAACUUCAUUAUAGAAGCAUCCGGUACAACUGAUGCAAUUCAUAAAUUGAAGGAAAAAGAUGAAUUAGAUUGGCUACCACCCGGUUAUAAAUCAAUGCCACGUGGAAUAGAUGGUCAACCGAUGUUUUUUACGAAGGAAAACGUGACAGAAUUUGAUCCUGAAUUGGCUAGGAAAGUGGAACUUUUCGAAAAUUUGACACAUUCACUUACGCCAAAACAGUUAAUGGACUUCAAUACAACCGGAUUCUCGAUGAUGACUCCAAAGCAACUGACAAUGUUCUAUGGCCCAAAGUCACCUUUAAACAACAGCAAAGCGUUGGAUUUCUUCAUGUCACUAAGUGAAGAUGACAUGCACCGUCACAUUCUUAGUGAUAUCCGUGAUAUGGCAAAGAUGCAUUCUUCUUUGAAAAUACGUCGAAAACGACAAAACGUACUUGCUCCUGCAGCCUUCGUCACUAAUAUCCUCAAUCCAGGCGGAGCACCAUCCGUCCUGUCACCUGCAGCAUUUGCACUAACAAUUUUUUCUCCAUCAGUUCUAGGUCCUUCUAUAUUAAGUCCAGGUGCGUUCCUUGCCACAAUCUUAUCUCCAAGUGUACUCAGUCCUGCGGUCUUGUCACCAGUAGCAUUUUCUGCUCUUAUCCUGUCACCAUUUUCCCUUAAUCCAGGUAUCUUAAGUCCUGCUGCACUAGCACCAUCUAUCUUAUCUCCGAACGCAUUAUCACCAGGUAUUGUAUCACCGUCUGUACUUUCACCAGCUAUUUUGAGUCCUUUUGCCCUAAACCCAUCCGUCUUUUCACCAUCUGCACUUGGCGGUUUGGUCGGAAGUCCAUUUGCCCUUUCACCGUCUUUCUUUUCUCCAUCUUAUAUUGCUCUUGUUAUUUUUUCACCGAGCGCUUUCUCACCCUCAUUCAAUUCGACCGGUAGGGGUGUCACGGUGCUGUUUUCACCUAGUAUAGGAAGUUAA
Messenger RNA from Brugia malayi, 1968 nucleotides. RefSeq lists its product as uncharacterized. Lineage: Eukaryota; Metazoa; Nematoda; Chromadorea; Rhabditida; Onchocercidae. Bases 1 to 1968 code for a protein of 655 amino acids. The transcript is spliced from 8 exons. The record is from RefSeq and is a predicted model, not a curated record.